Zygotorulaspora mrakii is the source of this 2262-nucleotide messenger RNA. RefSeq names its product putative AAA family ATPase GCN20 (gene GCN20). The coding region runs from base 1 to 2262 and encodes 753 amino acids. NCBI's taxonomy places the organism in Eukaryota, Fungi, Ascomycota, Saccharomycetes, Saccharomycetales, Saccharomycetaceae. Gene Ontology annotation, molecular function: ATP binding; ATP hydrolysis activity. The record is from RefSeq and is a predicted model, not a curated record. The transcript has a single exon.
AUGUCAGCAAGUAUAGGAUCGCAGGUUCGCCGCACAGCGGCGUCCGUUGAUCCAAUUGUCACGGAUUACGCAGUGGGAUAUUUCAAUCAUUUAUCAGGUAUUACCUACGACGCAGUUCAGAGCAAAUUAAUUGAUUUGCCCUCUGAGGUGGAAUUUGUCUGUGAGCUUUUAAGAAACUCAGGUGCAGCUGAUGACAAAGUUGAGAGAUUAUCAAAGGAUAUUCUGACGCAAUUAUCCCUACAAUUGGAAGAAAAUCAAGCCAAAUUGGAAGUCACAGGUGAUACUUCAAAGAGACUGCUGGACAUCAACGUAUUGCAGAGUCACAAUAGUAAAGCUAAUCUCAAUGCCUCUCUGGGAAUGUUGGGAGUUGAUAAUGAUAUUGAGCAUGCUGGAAGAAAUAUGGACACAAGAGUCGAUUUAAAGAAACUAGCGAAGGCUGAACAAAAAAUUGCCAAAAAAGUGGCCAAAAGAAAUAACAAAUUUGUGAAAUAUGAAGCUUCCAAGUUAAUUGAUGAAAAGAGGGACGAUGACUACGAUUCUUUCUUCUUGAAAAUAAACCCAUUGGAUUUUGGAUCCGCAGCAGGAAAAUCAAAAGAUAUCCACAUUGACACGUUUGAUUUAUAUGUUGGAGAUGGACAAAGAAUUCUUUCAGAUGCGCAGUUAACAUUGGCUUUCGGUCGUCGUUAUGGUUUAGUCGGUCAAAAUGGUAUUGGUAAGUCUACUUUAUUACGAGCUUUGGCUAACAGAGAAUUAAAUGUUCCGCAGCAUAUUUCUAUUUUGCAUGUCGAGCAAGAACUAAGAGGGGAUGAAACGGCUGCUCUGAAAAGUGUCUUGGAUGCUGAUGUCUGGAGAAAACAGCUCUUAUCGGAAGAAUCGAAGAUUAAUGAAAGAAUGCAAGAAAUUGAGAAGCUAAGGACUGAGUUUGAAGAAGACAGUUUGGAAAAUAAGAAGCUGGAUAACGAGCGUGAAGAUUUGGAUAAUCAUUUGGAACAAAUAUCUGAAAAACUGAUAGAUAUGGAAUCGGAUAAGGCUGAAGCUAGAGCAGCAUCGAUUUUAUUCGGUUUAGGUUUCAGUGCCGAGGCUCAAAGUAAACCAACAAACUCCUUUUCAGGUGGUUGGAGGAUGAGGUUAUCCCUGGCAAGAGCUUUAUUUUGUCAACCAGAUCUACUUUUAUUAGAUGAACCUUCUAACAUGUUGGACGUUCCUUCUAUUGCAUAUCUUUCUGAGUAUUUGAAAACCUAUCCUUCUACCGUUUUCGUUGUAUCGCACGAUCGUAUUUUUUUGAACGAAGUCGCUACCGAUAUCAUCUACCAACAUAAUGAAAGACUUGAUUACUAUAGAGGCCAAGACUUCGACUCCUUCUAUGCUACCAAAGAAGAAAGAAGAAAGAAUGCCCAAAGAGAAUAUGACAAUCAAAUGGCGUAUAGGAAACAUAUGCAGGAAUUCAUUGAUAAAUAUAGGUACAAUGCAGCAAAAUCACAAGAAGCACAAUCAAGAAUUAAGAAACUGGAGAAGCUUCCCGUUUUGGAGCCUCCAGAAGAAGAAAGAAGUAUCACAUUUAAAUUUCCAGACUGUGAAAAGCUAUCACCGCCUAUUAUCCAAUUGCAAGAUGUUUCAUUCGGGUACAAUGAAACUGAUCUCUUGCUGAAGGAUGUUAACCUUGAUAUCCAAAUGAACUCUAGAAUUGCCCUUGUGGGUGCUAAUGGUUGCGGUAAAACAACUUUGUUAAAGGUCAUGAUGGAGCAGCUAAGACCGUUGAAGGGUUAUGUUUCAAGAAAUUCUAGAUUGCGUGUUGCUUAUUUUGCGCAACAUCACGUUGAUGCUAUGGAUCUUAAUUCAUCAGCCGUUGACUGGAUGUCUAAAACAUUCCCUGGGAGAACAGACGAGGAGUAUAGACGUCAUUUGGGUUCUUUUGGUAUAACAGGCUCUCUGGGUUUGCAGAAGAUGCAAUUACUUUCAGGUGGUCAAAAAUCUCGUGUUGCUUUCGCAUCCUUGUGUUUGACCAAUCCUCAUAUUUUGAUUCUUGACGAGCCUUCAAAUCAUUUGGAUACUAAUGGUAUUGAUGCGCUUGUUGAUGCGUUGAAAAACUUUACUGGUGGUGUUCUUAUGGUUUCUCAUGAUAUCUCGGUCAUUGAUAGUGUUUGUAAUGAGAUAUGGGUAUCCGAGAGUGGUACAGCGAAAAGAUUUGAUGGUACUAUAUUUGAUUAUAGAGAUUAUAUUUUGGCAUCAGCAAACGACAAAGGUGUCGUCAAAAAACAUUGA